Messenger RNA from Solea senegalensis (Senegalese sole), 1691 nucleotides. RefSeq names its product androgen-dependent TFPI-regulating protein. The record is from RefSeq and is a predicted model, not a curated record. Lineage: Eukaryota; Metazoa; Chordata; Actinopteri; Pleuronectiformes; Soleidae. Gene Ontology annotation, cellular component: membrane; endomembrane system. The transcript has 6 exons. Bases 902 to 1588 code for a protein of 228 amino acids.
UGGCAGUGGUAUGUGUACAGUACAACUUGCCUAUGAUCUCUGACACAAAUAAUGUAUCAAAGGCAGCAACGUGAUGUAAAGUACUGCUGCUCUGUGGACAGAAGUUUCCAUAUCUGCAGAUCAUUUUUCCCUCAUUGUUCAGUGAUCAGUACCUCACUGAGACCUCACUGAGACCUGACACAAACUGAGUGCAAUAUUUAUUCUGUUUGAUAACAAUUCUGGAUCUUUGACAUGAUUGAAGGUCAGUGUAAUUUCCUGAUUUAUUUGAUGCAAAUCAUUUGGCUUUCCACACACACAUAUGUAACAGCUCAUAUUGCAUUGUUAUAAAAUACAUAUUAUGUAUCUCGAUUACCAGGUUAUUAUGGCUUUUCAGUUCAGGAAUUUACUGCGUUUCAUAAGCUGUGUUGAUGUCAUAAGCACUGACGGCCACUGCGGUGACCUUUUCUCUAGCACCACCUUCAGGACAAAAAUAAGAAUUAAUAAAUAAAAAAUCUUAACAUUUUAAGGGACAGUACAUGUAAAACUUUGCCUUAAGGCUGUAUCUGGUGAGGACUUUCUGAUGGAAAAACAACGUAAUCACACCCACUACUUAUAUGCCACAGACUUUAUGUACAUGAAAAUGAUUGGCUCACUCUUUAUCUCUUGCAAAACACCAUAAGAGUGACUAAGCCCCCACUGUGAAUGAGACAGUCACAUGCUGGAGUACGUCGGCAAAGACCGAAAGACCCCAGUGCUUUAUUAGAAACAGUGGGCUCCUUGUCUCAAAAUGUCUUGAUAAGCUGAGUCAGUAAUCUUCAAAGAACCAUGGAACUCUUACGCUUGAGUUCCUAUGGUCUGAAGGUAUUGUAAAGAGGGGGUUUUCACUGUUUAUUUUUCUUGUCUAUAGAAACAAAAAGCUAAAAUGACUUCAACUGUGAGUAGAGCGUACCAUAUCUUAGCAUUCAUCUGGUACACUUUUGUUAUGAAGAGUCUGGCUGCUAAGGAUGGAGAGGAGUUACCACCAGGUAUCUUUGCCUAUGGAGGACCCUGGAAGUACCUUACUUUUUUAAAUUUGGUUGUGCAGUUUAUAUUCUUUGGACUGGCAGCACUAAAUGAUCUACAGCCUGGUGACCAGUCUGAGAGCACUCUGAACAAAUGUAAAGAUUUCCUCUUCACUGUCUUUGUCGUCCCGGUGGGCAUGUUUGUGGUUCUAUUAUUCUGGACUAUCUUUGCCUAUGACAGAGAGUUAAUCUACCCAGCAACUAUUGACACCUUCUUCCAUCCCUGGAUGAACCAUGCUAUGCACACAUUGGUUCUGCCGUUUUUACUUGGAGAAGUGCUGGUGCAGCCGCACGUCUACCCACAGACGAAACAUGCGUUGGCAGCAUUAGGAGUUGUGGGCUUUGCUUACUUAUUCUGGAUUUUAUGGGUGUACUUGUCAGUGGGACUUUGGGUCUAUCCCCUCCUUGGACACUUCAGCACGUCCUGUCUGGUGGGGUUCUUCUUUUUGAACAUGUCCAUGGUGACCUUGUUCUACCUGCUGGGGAAAAGGCUCAACAGCCUCGUAUGGAGAAAAGACAUGAACAAGGUUGCAACAAAAACAAAGUGACUCUGACUUUAUAUCAGAUAGUAAUAGUUACACAGAUGUAAUACACCUGUAAGUGAGAUUAUGUCAUUUUGAAAUGGAAAUAAAAACACCCUGAUAAAACUAA